Messenger RNA from Harpia harpyja (harpy eagle), 2269 nucleotides. It is a transcript of the gene RNF135, whose product is annotated as ring finger protein 135. Gene Ontology annotation, molecular function: protein binding; metal ion binding. The coding region runs from base 268 to 2061 and encodes 597 amino acids. NCBI's taxonomy places the organism in Eukaryota, Metazoa, Chordata, Aves, Accipitriformes, Accipitridae. The transcript has 6 exons. The record is from RefSeq and is a predicted model, not a curated record.
AUAUUUUAAUUGUUAUUUUGAGAUGAACUGAGUAACCCAGGAUGACCUCAGAGGAGUUCAGUUCAUCCGGUUGCCUAGACUUCACACGGAUGGGGCUCUGCAAGCUGCCCUGUGCUGUGUUGCUUGCUCUCCCGGAUGGGUCAGUGGACCAGCCCUGUCAGCAACUCUGAUACGACUUGUUACAAAACCGGGAAAUUCCCUGUGAAAAUCAAAUCACGCAGAUAACAGCAACUUUUUUGGACAGUCACCAGAAGUCAAGGCCAGGUCAUGGAGAGCUCCAUGUCACAGUUAAUUUCUGCAGCCAACCCAAAUCCUCGGAUCCAAGUCGCCAGCAGAGGAAGAGCUGGGCCGGCACUGGACGUUCUGGCUGGCGUGGGGAGCUCCCCGGCUGAGCCGCCCCCGGGGAGCACCGGGACGCAGGCUCGGCGGUGGAGCACAGCCCUGUGGCCGGCCCCAUCCCGGUACAGCGCAGCGGUCUCAUGGAGCAAGUCUCGGAGGAGAGCCGUCCAGCUCCCCGUCUUCGCCCGUCCCGGCGCUCUCCCGGCUUUCCGGCACACGGCAGGAGCCUCUCGGGAGGAGGCGCCCGGGGGAAACGAAACUCCGCCGGCCGCUCCGCCCCGGGCCGGGCCGGGCCGGGCCAUGGCUGCCGCUGUCGACCUCGAGCGGCUCCUGGGCGCCGUGGACCUGAGCUGCGCUUGCUGCCUGCAGUACUUCACGGAGCCCGUGCGGCUCACGGGCUGCAGCCACAGCUUCUGCCGGCCCUGCAUCAUCGAGUACUGCAAGGGGAGGCAGCGCGCCGGCUGCCCGCUCUGCCGGGAAGGCUUCGAGCUGAAGGACCUGCGGCCCAACCGGGAGCUGGCCGCUUUGGUGAGCUUAAUCCUGCAGGAGGUAAAGGAAGAAGGGCUGGAAACACGGGAUGAACCGAAACCCUCCGGAGCUGUUGCCUGCAACGACCGGAGCUCGGCGGGGCGACCUGGGAAGCAGGAGGACGAGAUAUGGGACAUCUCCAAGCAACUAGAAAUGACUAUAGAGACCAUCCAUCUCUUGAGGAAAGAUCUCAGUAAAACAAAGGAAUAUACAUCUGAGAUCAAAAGCCAGAUUACUAAAGAUUUCUGUUGCAUGAAGGAAUAUGUUGAAAGACAGGAGAGAAACACACUGAUGUUUAUUGAACAAGAGCAAAAAGCAGCUCAACAGAAAAUUGAAGAGACUAUUCACCAGCUCUGUGUUGAAGUGGACAAGCUCACAGACAUCCAAGCCCAAACAAGUGACUUACCUGAGAGACAUAGUUACAAAGGCUUACCUUCAGCAAGGAAUCAAAUUACACUUGAUGAGAAGCUUAAUGUUGUCAAAAGUGCUGUAGAAGAUCUUAAGAGAAAGAUGGAAAUUUUAAUUUUGGAGAAAUAUUCUUGGAAGUUCCCACCAGUGCAACCUCCAGACUUGCAUCAGGAGACAAGUGUCUGCUCAUUAUCUCCAGAGUCUGCAGCUAAAAAUCCAGAACCAACAAUUUCAAGCCAGUUUUCUCAGUGGGCAGAUGAUGUGACUUUUGAUCUCACAAGAGUAUAUAAGCGCUUAGCAAUCACAGCCCAGAACAGGAAAGUAAUGGUUUCCAGCUACCCGACUGAUUAUGAACCAUUGCCCAACAGAUUCUGCAUCAGCCAAGUGAUGUGUUCGCAGAGCUUCUCUGCUGGGUGCCACUACUGGGAAGUAAUUACCAAGGACAGUGAUGGAUGGGCUGUUGGAGUUGCUCAUGGAACAAUUGGUAAAAGGGACAAAUUAGGAAGAACAGAGCAUUCCUGGUGUGUAGAAUGGCUAGGUCCCAAAAAGCAGCUGUCAGCAUGGCAUAAGGAUCAAGAGACAUUGUUACACAAGGAUAAACCAUUGAAGGUUGGAGUUUUUCUGGAGCUACAAAAGAAGACUGUGUCAUUUUACUCUAUCACUGACAAAGCAAUGCUUUUGCAUACUUUUGAAAUCAAUACCUCAAAUCCUCUUUACCCUGCUUUCUGGCUAUAUAGUCUAGAAAGAAAUGGAUCUUUAACUAUAAAUCAUACGAACAGGAGAUAAAGCCUGUUCAGAAAAGUGACAAUUUUGCCUAUGACUGCAGAACUUCUAUACAAGCUUCAGUGUUUAGCACAGGAAUUUACCAAGGAGUAUAUAGCUACCCAGGCUUUCGUGGAAAUCUUUGUCUGCUCUGCUUUUCUUCAUGCUGUGCUCUGAUCUAGCCAUUCUUCAUUAAAGCAAUUCCAGUGUAUGCUAAAGGUGGUAACCAUCA